AUGGCUUGUAUAUGUUAUUCAACGUAUUUAAUAUUAGUACAACACGCUUGUGUUCAAUUUAGCGUUCUAAUACUUAAUAUACGACAACCAUUUGGCAAAUACAAUUUUGCAGAUAAAACUUUGUAUGACGAAAUAAAUCAAGAAGAUUGGAUAGUUGAUAUAAUAACUCGAUAUUUAAGAAUCACAAAAUUUGUAGAAUUGAUAAACAAUCUCUCUAGGAUAAUUUACUUAGUGGGAAUUUCAUUUUCGAUGGUCCUCAUUUUUUUUAAUGUUCUUUAUAUAUUGCAAUUAUUUACGAUAUUGCAAAGUGCAAGUGAAACAUUUGAAUGCAUCAUUGUAAUUAUUGGAUCUCUAUUUUCUAUAUAUAUUAAUUUUUAUAUUGGACAAAUGCUCAUUAAUCAUAACAGAGCAGCUUUUGAAGAAUUAUGUCACGUACCGUUCUACAUGAUACCCAUAAAAAUUCAAAAGAUGAUGUUAUUUAUCAUAGCAAGAAGCAUGAGACCAUGCGAACUUUCAAUCGGAGGUAUAUUCGUGGCAUCGCAUGAAAUUUUUGCUGGGUUAUUGCAAAAAGCAUUUUCUUUCGCAAUAGUAUAUUAUAAUCGUUACAACUGA
Molecule: messenger RNA, 612 nt
Organism: Vespa velutina
Lineage: Eukaryota; Metazoa; Arthropoda; Insecta; Hymenoptera; Vespidae
Exons: 7
Coding region: 1-612 (203 amino acids)
Biological process (GO): detection of chemical stimulus involved in sensory perception of smell; sensory perception of smell
Cellular component (GO): plasma membrane
Molecular function (GO): odorant binding; olfactory receptor activity
Source: RefSeq, a predicted model, not a curated record